This is a messenger RNA of Lodderomyces oxycetoniae, 888 nucleotides long. RefSeq names its product phosphoribosylaminoimidazolesuccinocarboxamide synthase (gene ADE1). Gene Ontology annotation, molecular function: phosphoribosylaminoimidazolesuccinocarboxamide synthase activity. Lineage: Eukaryota; Fungi; Ascomycota; Pichiomycetes; Serinales; Debaryomycetaceae. The transcript has a single exon. Gene Ontology annotation, biological process: 'de novo' IMP biosynthetic process. Gene Ontology annotation, cellular component: cytoplasm. The record is from RefSeq and is a predicted model, not a curated record. The coding region runs from base 1 to 888 and encodes 295 amino acids.
AUGUCGUUGACACAGACUGACCUAGAAGGUGUUGUACCUCUUUUAGGUAGAGGUAAAGUCAGGGAUAUUUACGAGCUAGACAAGGAUACCUUGCUUUUCGUUGCUACGGAUCGUAUUUCUGCAUACGAUGUGAUUAUGGCUAAUGGUGUUCCCGAUAAGGGAAAAAUUCUCACCAAAUUAUCUGAAUUUUGGUUUGAUUUCUUGCCUGUUAGAAACCAUCUUAUAAAGAAAGAUUUGUUUCAAGAGUACCCGCAAUUGGAGAGGUUCCGGGACCAGUUAGAAGGACGUGCUUUGAUUGUGAAAAAAUUGAAAUUGAUUCCAUUAGAAGUCAUUGUUAGAGGGUAUAUCACCGGAUCUGCAUGGAAAGAGUACUCAAAAACCAAGACAGUUCAUGGAUUGCCCAUUAAUGAGGAGUUGGUUGAAUCACAAGAGUUUAAGGAACCAAUAUUCACUCCAUCUACCAAAGCUGAACAAGGUGACCAUGAUGAGAAUAUUUCACCUGCACAAGCUGCUGAGAUUGUGGGAAAAGAGUUAUGUGACAGAGUUGCCAAAAUUGCAAUUGAUCUAUAUGUCAAGGCAAAAGAGUUUGCCAAGGGCAGAGGAAUAAUCAUUGCUGAUACAAAAUUUGAAUUUGGAUUAGAUGGAGAUGGGCAAAUUGUUUUAGUUGAUGAAGUGUUGACUCCUGAUUCGUCAAGAUUUUGGAGUGCAAAGAACUACAAAGUUGGUCAAGGGCAAGAAUCUUAUGACAAACAGUUUUUAAGAGACUGGUUGACUCUGAACAAAUUGAAUGGGAAAGACGGAGUCGCUAUGGAUGAAGAGAUUAUGGAAAAGACUAGGCACAAGUAUAUAGAAGCUUAUGAACAAUUGACAGGAAACAAGUGGGAGUGA